UUUGUCAAGAUCGAUCAUGUAAACGUCAUAGUAAACGUCAAAUAGUUGUUUUCAUUAGUGAGUCAUUUUUAAUUUUAUGGACAUUGUUUGAAUUAAUUUUGAUUAAAAUUACAUUUCAAUACUCUACAAUUUUACGAAAAUGGAGUGGCUUUUCGGUAAGAAAUUGUCGCCUGAAGAGCUUCUUCGCAAAAAUCAGCGGGCGUUAAACAAAGCAAUGAGGGACUUAGAUCGAGAAAAACAGAAAAUGGAACAACAGGAAAAGAAAAUUAUUAACGAUAUAAAAAAAUUAGCUAAAGAGGGGCAGAUGGAUGCUGUUAAAAUUAUGGCAAGAGAUUUAGUAAGAACUCGAAGAUAUGUAAAGAAAUUUAUGUUAAUGAAAGCAAACAUUCAAGCAGUUUCACUUAAAAUACAAACAUUAAGAUCGCAAAAUGCUAUGGCUCAAGCUAUGAAAGGAGUUACCAAGGCUAUGGCUAGUAUGAAUAGACAACUCAAUUUACCACAGAUACAAAGAAUAUUACAAGAAUUUGAAAAGCAAUCUGAAAUUAUGGAUAUGAAAGAGGAAGUUAUGAAUGAUGCUAUUGACGAUGCGAUGGAGGGUGAUGACGAUGAGGAAGAAAGUGAUGCAGUUGUGAAUCAAGUUCUGGAUGAAUUAGGCCUACAACUGACUGACACCCUGUCCGGAUUACCUCAAACUACCGGAUCUUUACCUGCCACUGGUCAAAAACAACCCGCCGCAGCAGCUGCUACUGUAGGUGGCAACGGUGGUCUAUCAGAUGCCGAUGCAGACCUUCAGGCUAGACUGGAUAAUUUACGUCGUGAAUAGAUGUAAAGUCUAAGUUAUUAUGAGCAAAAAUGUUCUAAGAAAGAUUGCUUUAUAAUGAUAUAACAAUAUUGUAAUAUACAAAUUAUACACUGUUAAAUUAGUUUGUAAUCCUGCUUAUGUUUGAGGUUCACUGUUGAAAGGGAUAAGUGUGAUCUGGUUUCAUAAGUUGCAAAUAAUGUUUAUAUUAUUUCACUGUGAUCUGCUAUCUUCUUCUUUUAUGCAUUUGAAGAGCAGUUUUAUCCUUUUUAGUUAACCUCGAUAUAAAAUACUAGCAUUCUAAAUUUGUUAUAUAUAUUUUCUUAUAAAUAAUAUGGUUUUUAUAUAUAUUAUAUUUUUUUUAUAAACUGUAUUUCGAACUGUUUAGUAUCAAAGUCAUUUAAAAAAAUGUUUGGUUUAAUGGUGCCUUUGUCAAUUUAGAUAACAUUGUCCAAUAUGCACUGUUUUACAGAGAAAAAUAAAUGACUGUUCUGUGAA
Molecule: messenger RNA, 1297 nt
Organism: Anoplophora glabripennis (Asian longhorned beetle)
Lineage: Eukaryota; Metazoa; Arthropoda; Insecta; Coleoptera; Cerambycidae
Gene: Vps2
Product: charged multivesicular body protein 2a
Exons: 3
Coding region: 140-823 (227 amino acids)
Biological process (GO): endosome transport via multivesicular body sorting pathway; late endosome to vacuole transport; protein transport
Cellular component (GO): ESCRT III complex; multivesicular body
Source: RefSeq, a predicted model, not a curated record